UAAAGUAACUAUAUUCAUUCGUAUUUACAUAACAUUGUAGUAUCAGUAAAUUUAAAUAGGUUCCGAUAUAAAGACCAAAGUACGGGGCUCUUCAAUUCAUAUUAUCUUGACAGUUUAGACAGUGCAGAUGGAAAUAAUUAAGUGAACAAUAAUUGUGAAUUAAAAUUUAAAUAUUUGACAAUGGCUCCAAAAGAAGUGGAUUAUAUUGAAUGGGCCAAUCAAAAAGCGGCUGAUAAAAAAACUCAUGUAAGUUUCCCGCAGUUGAAGUACCCUUCGCUAAGGGAUGGAGGGUUUAGAGAUCCCAUACAAUGGUUGGAAGGAAAAGCCCUAGACGAUGGGGCUGAAGGCUUAUGGAGAGUAUAUGAUGGGAUUUAUGAUUUUACCGAAUUUCAAGACAAACAUCCCGGUGGCGUGGAAUGGUUCGAGCUUUCUAAGGGUACUGAUAUUACUGAAGCUUUCGAAAGCCACCACUUAAAUCCCGUCGUAGAAAAAAUGAUAGAAAAAUAUUACAUCAGAGACGCGAAAACACCAAGAAACUCACCGUUUACUUUUAAAGAAGACGGCUUUUACAAAACUUUGAAACGCGCCGUAAGAGAAGAGCUUAAGAAAAUUCCUCCAACUGAAUCAAAACGAACAAAUUUGAUUAUGGAUGGACUUCUAGCAACACUUUUGACGGCAUCAGUUGUUGCUUGUUGGAGUACUAAUUACUGGGUUUCUAUGGUGUCUUAUUUGAUAGCUGCCUUGAGUUUGGCCUGGUGCACUGUUGCUUCUCAUAACUACAUUCAUAUGAAGUCUAACUGGAGGAUGUAUUUGUUCAAUCUUAGCAUGUGGUCUUACAGAGAUUUCAGAGUAUCUCACGCUCUUUCUCAUCACCUGUAUCCGAACACGUUGAUGGAUUUAGAAGUUAGCGCUGUGGAGCCAAUGCUUUUGUGGAAUCCGAGAAAGAAGCCUUUUUACACAAACUUGACGAUCGUCAUUGAAAUCGCUAUCUUCCCUUUCAUGUUCUUCAUCAACUUUGCCAAGAGGUUCAUCAGCAACUUUGUUCGCAAGGACUUCUUUACUCGCCACUACAAAUGGCACGACGGUGUUGGUUUCCUCCUACCUCUUUGGAUGUUCAUCAUCAGUGGGACAACUUUCUACCACGCUGUGUACACGUGGCUUUGGAUCGUCUGUACUGCCAGUCUUAUCUUCUAUACUAUUGGAUCUAACGCAGCCCAUCACCAUCCUAACAUUUUCAAAGAUGGGGAUCAAGUUAGGGAAUCGACUGUCGACUGGGGCAUGCAUGAACUGGAGGCUGUUAUGGAUAGAACCGACAUAAACGGGAACCUCUUUAAAGUAAUGACGUUCUUUGGUGACCACGCUUUGCAUCAUUUGUUCCCGACGUUGGACCAUGCUCUGUUAGAACAUUUGUAUCCAGUUUUCCUCGAGCAUUGUGAAAAGUUCAAGGCCAAUUUCCGAAUGACGUCAUCGUUUGACCUUUUCGUUGGUCAGUUGAAAAUGGCAAUAAAACAAAAUCCUAACGUUCUGAAAGACUCGAAGUAAAUUUUAAAAUGAACUGUUACAUUUGGGAAUAAAUGACUUUUAUUUUAUGUUAAAAGGUAUCAAA
Messenger RNA from Trichoplusia ni (cabbage looper), 1606 nucleotides. RefSeq names its product cytochrome b5-related protein-like. The record is from RefSeq and is a predicted model, not a curated record. Lineage: Eukaryota; Metazoa; Arthropoda; Insecta; Lepidoptera; Noctuidae. The coding region runs from base 181 to 1542 and encodes 453 amino acids. Gene Ontology annotation, cellular component: mitochondrion. The transcript is spliced from 5 exons. Gene Ontology annotation, biological process: lipid metabolic process.